UAACUGACGCGCGGCUGUGGAGAACAGCGGUCCGCGGUCGCGUCGUCUCGUGGUGUGGUAGUGGGUUUCUUAGUUUGGUUUUUUUUUUUUUUUUCCGGGGUUCUGGAGCGCUUUCACGACCGUCACCAUGGAGGUGUCGCCGCUGCAGCCUUUAAAUGAAAACAUGCAAAUGACCAAAAAGAAAAAUGAAGAUGCUAAGAAAAGACUGUCUAUUGAAAGGAUCUAUCAAAAGAAAACACAAUUGGAACAUAUUUUGCUCCGCCCAGACACCUACAUUGGAUCUGUGGAAUUAGUGACCCAGCAUAUGUGGGUUUACGAUGAAGAAGUUGGCAUUAACUAUAGAGAAGUUACUUUUGUUCCUGGUUUGUACAAAAUCUUUGAUGAGAUUCUUGUUAAUGCUGCCGAUAAUAAGCAGAGGGACCCCAAAAUGUCUUGUAUUAGAGUCACAAUUGACCCAGAAAACAAUUUAAUUAGUAUAUGGAAUAAUGGAAAAGGAAUUCCUGUUGUUGAACAUAAAGUUGAAAAGAUGUAUGUUCCAGCACUCAUAUUUGGACAGCUCUUAACUUCUAGUAACUAUGAUGAUGAUGAAAAGAAAGUAACAGGUGGUAGAAAUGGCUAUGGAGCCAAAUUAUGUAACAUAUUCAGUACCAAAUUUACUGUGGAAACAGCCAGUAGAGAAUACAAGAAAAUGUUCAAACAGACAUGGAAGGAUAACAUGGGGAAAGCUGGCGAGAUGGAGCUCAAGCCUUUUAGUGGAGAAGACUACACAUGCAUCACCUUCCAGCCUGAUUUAUCCAAGUUUAAAAUGCAAAACCUAGACAAAGAUAUUGUUGCGAUAAUGGUUAGAAGAGCAUAUGAUAUUGCCGGAUCAACUAAAGAUGUCAAAGUCUUUCUUAAUGGAAAUAAGCUUCCAGUGAAAGGAUUCCGUAGCUAUGUGGAUAUGUAUCUGAAAGAUAAGUUAGAUGAAACUGGCAACCCAUUGAAAGUAAUACAUGAACAAGUAAACCACAGAUGGGAAGUAUGCUUAACAAUGAGUGAAAAGGGAUUUCAGCAAAUUAGCUUCGUCAAUAGCAUUGCUACUUCCAAGGGUGGCAGACAUGUUGACUAUGUAGCUGAUCAGAUUGUGAGUAAACUUGUUGAUGUAGUGAAGAAGAAGAACAAGGGUGGUAUUGCAGUAAAAGCACAUCAGGUGAAAAAUCACAUGUGGAUUUUUGUUAAUGCCUUAAUUGAAAAUCCAACUUUUGACUCUCAGACAAAAGAAAACAUGACUUUACAAGCCAAGAGCUUUGGAUCAACAUGUCAAUUAAGUGAGAAGUUCAUCAAAGCUGCAACUGGUUGUGGUAUUGUAGAAAGCAUACUAAACUGGGUAAAGUUUAAGGCCCAAGUCCAGUUAAACAAGAAGUGUUCAGCUGUAAAACAUAACAGAAUCAAGGGAAUUCCCAAGCUUGAUGAUGCCAAUGAUGCAGGGAGCCGAAACUCUACCGAUUGUACACUUAUUCUGACUGAGGGAGACUCGGCCAAAACUUUGGCUGUCUCAGGCCUUGGUGUAGUUGGGAGAGACAGAUAUGGGGUUUUCCCUCUCAGAGGAAAAAUACUCAAUGUCCGAGAAGCUUCUCAUAAACAGAUCAUGGAAAAUGCAGAAAUUAACAAUAUCAUCAAGAUUGUUGGUCUUCAGUAUAAAAAAAACUAUGAAGAUGAAGAUUCAUUGAAGACUCUUCGUUAUGGAAAGAUAAUGAUUAUGACAGAUCAGGACCAAGAUGGUUCCCAUAUCAAAGGUUUGCUAAUUAAUUUUAUUCAUCACAACUGGCCCUCUCUUCUGCGGCAUCGUUUUCUGGAGGAAUUUAUCACUCCCAUUGUGAAGGUGUCUAAAAACAAGCAAGAAAUGGCAUUCUACAGCCUUCCUGAAUUUGAAGAAUGGAAGAGUUCUACUCCAAAUCAUAAAAAAUGGAAAGUCAAAUAUUACAAAGGUUUGGGCACCAGCACAUCAAAAGAAGCUAAGGAAUACUUUGCAGAUAUGAAAAGACAUCGAAUCCAAUUCAAAUAUUCUGGGCCUGAAGAUGAUGCUGCAAUCAACCUGGCUUUUAGCAAAAAACAGACAGAUGACCGAAAGGAAUGGCUAACUAAUUUUAUGGAGGAUAGAAGACAACGGAAGUUACUUGGCCUUCCUGAGGAUUAUUUAUAUGGACAAACCACCACUUAUCUGACAUACAAUGACUUCAUAAACAAGGAACUUAUCCUAUUCUCAAAUUCUGAUAAUGAGAGAUCUAUCCCAUCUAUGGUCGAUGGUUUGAAACCGGGUCAGAGAAAAGUUUUGUUUACUUGUUUCAAACGCAAUGACAAACGAGAAGUAAAGGUUGCCCAGUUAGCUGGGUCAGUGGCAGAAAUGUCCUCUUAUCAUCAUGGUGAGAUGUCAUUAAUGAUGACCAUUAUCAAUUUGGCUCAGAAUUUUGUGGGUAGCAAUAAUUUGAACCUAUUGCAGCCCAUUGGUCAGUUCGGUACUAGGCUGCAUGGUGGCAAGGAUUCUGCUAGUCCUCGAUACAUCUUUACAAUGCUCAGCUCUUUGGCUCGGUUGUUAUUCCCACCAAAAGAUGAUCACACACUGAAGUUCUUAUAUGAUGACAACCAACGUGUUGAACCUGAAUGGUACAUUCCUAUUAUACCAAUGGUGCUAAUAAAUGGAGCUGAAGGCAUUGGAACUGGGUGGUCCUGCAAAAUUCCCAACUUCGAUGUUCGUGAAGUUGUAAAUAAUAUCAGGCGUUUGAUGGAUGGAGAAGAACCUUUGCCAAUGCUGCCAAGUUACAAGAACUUCAAGGGUACUAUUGAAGAGCUGGCUUCAAAUCAAUAUGUAAUUAGUGGUGAAGUAGCUAUUCUUAAUUCCACUACCAUUGAAAUCUCAGAGCUUCCCAUCAGAACAUGGACCCAAACAUACAAAGAACAGGUUCUAGAACCCAUGUUGAAUGGCACUGAGAAGACACCCCCUCUCAUCACAGACUAUAGGGAAUACCAUACAGAUACUACAGUGAAGUUUGUUGUGAAGAUGACUGAAGAAAAACUGGCAGAGGCGGAGAGAGUUGGAUUACACAAAGUCUUUAAACUCCAAACUAGUCUCACCUGCAAUUCUAUGGUACUUUUUGACCAUGUAGGGUGUUUAAAGAAAUAUGACACAGUGUUGGAUAUUCUAAGAGACUUCUUUGAACUCAGGCUCAAAUAUUAUGGAUUAAGAAAAGAAUGGCUUCUAGGAAUGCUUGGUGCAGAAUCUGCUAAACUGAACAAUCAGGCUCGCUUUAUCUUAGAAAAAAUAGAUGGAAAAAUUAUCAUUGAAAACAAACCUAAAAAAGAACUAAUUAAAGUUCUGAUCCAGAGAGGAUAUGAUUCAGAUCCUGUGAAAGCCUGGAAAGAAGCACAACAAAAGGUUCCAGAUGACGAAGAAGAUGAGGAAAGUGAUAAUGAAAAGAAAGAAUCUGUACCAGAUUCAGGGCCAUCCUUCAACUACCUUCUUGAUAUGCCCCUUUGGUAUCUAACCAAAGAAAAGAAGGAUGAACUGUGUAAACAAAGAAAUGAAAAGGAGCAAGAACUGGAAACCUUAAAGAAAAAGAGUCCAUCAGAUUUAUGGAAAGAAGACUUAGCUGUGUUUAUUGAAGAACUAGAGGUUGUUGAAGCCAAGGAAAAACAAGAUGAACAAGUAGGACUUCCUGGAAAAGGGGGAAAAGCCAAAGGGAAGAAAAUACAAAUGACAGAAGUUUUACCUUCUCCACAAGGAAAAAGAGUCAUUCCCCAAGUGACCUUAGAGAUGAAAGCAGAAGCAGAAAAGAAAAUUAAAAGGAAAAUUAAGAGUGAAAACACUGCGGGGACACCUAAGGAGGAUGGGAUAGAAAUAGAAAGCCUAAAAGAAAGAUUGGAGAAGAAACAGAAAAGAGAACCAGGUACCAAGGCAAAGAAACAAACUACAUUGCCAUUUAAGCCUGUCAAUAAAGGAAAGAAGAAAAAUCCCUGGUCUGAUUCAGAAUCAGAUAUGAGUAGUACUGAAAGCAAUUUUGAUGUCCCUCCACGAGAAAUGGAGCCACGGAGAGCUGCAACAAAGUUCAAAUUCACAGUGGAUCCAGAUUCAGAUGAAAAUUUUUCAGAUUUUGACGAAAAAAAUGAAGAUGAACAUUUUGCCCCAUCGGAUGCUAGUCCACCUAAGACCAAAAUUCCCCCAAAACAUACUGAAAAAGAACUGAAGCCACAGAAAAGUACCAUGUCAGGUCAGUCUUCCACCUCUGUUGCUGGUACCAAAAAAAGGGCAGCUCCAAAAAAAACCAAAACAGAUCCAGCCUUAAAUUCUGAUACCUCUGAAAAGCCUGGCCCUGCCAAGACCAAGACUCGCCGCAAAAGGAAGCCAUCCACUUCUGACUCUAAUUCUGAUUCUGACUCUAAUUUUGAGAAAAUCAUUUCUAAAGCAGCCACAAGCAAGAAACCCAGAGGGGAGGCCAGUGACUUCCUUGUGGACGUGGACUCUGUGGCUCCUCGGGCAAAGUCUUCACGAGCCAGGAAACCUAUCAAGUACCUCGAAGAGUCAGAUGAAGAUGACCUGUUUUAAAAUGUGAAUAGUCUCACUGUGUCUGACUGGUUUUAAAAUUAAAGUUCUUAAUUUCCUCUCCUCUAAAUACAGUUUGAAGAAGACCUUUUAAUACAAGACUAGCAGAGUAAAGUGAAUAGAGCCCAUGGACCAUUAACAUUUUAUACAGUGUACUGUCUAAAUAAUGACCACCUCGUGAGCAUUAUUUUCUUCUCUACCUUGUCUGUGUUUUAUGUUUUCUUUGUUCUCUGUUUUCUCUGAUUUCAUACUAUUCUACACCCGAGAGAUGGUGUAUGGACACUUCAGAAAAAAAAAUUUUUUCAGCAAAACAUUAUUAAGCUAAAACUGGAGCCAUUUUACUUAAGUAUCAUUCUGCCUCUUUCCCUGUUGUUACUAAAUAGGAGAUAGUAUGAUUUGUUGUUUCAUCUCAAUUUAAUAGAUGAUAUUCUACUACCAGGUAGAACAUGAUACCUUUAGUAUAACUAUCAUUUGGCCUUUUAUAUGAUUUUUGUUUGAACAAUGGGAAAUUGCUCUUAUCCUUGAAUAUCACCAUGGGCUAAAGAAGACUACUCUAUGUCUGAAUCACCUUAUAUAGUCAGGGAUGAAGGAAAUUAGACCAGUUAUUUGACUAUGUCAACUCUUCACUUGUCCCCUCUGCCGUCUCCUAGAAUUGAUUUCUAGGGAAUGCUGAACUCUGAUUUUAAGACCUUUCUAAAUUGGUAUGUGUUUCUUGAGUGAUGUUAUCCAUGUUUUUGUAAAUAUUUACUAUGUUUUUCUACUUAGCUUUAGUCCACCAUUUUGUAUUUUAAUAAAAAUGUUCUAAACAUUUCCA
Messenger RNA from Perognathus longimembris pacificus (Pacific pocket mouse), 5390 nucleotides. It is a transcript of the gene Top2a, whose product is annotated as DNA topoisomerase II alpha. Gene Ontology annotation, molecular function: DNA topoisomerase type II (double strand cut, ATP-hydrolyzing) activity; DNA binding; ATP binding. Gene Ontology annotation, biological process: apoptotic chromosome condensation; resolution of meiotic recombination intermediates; DNA topological change. Bases 128 to 4579 code for a protein of 1483 amino acids. The record is from RefSeq and is a predicted model, not a curated record. Gene Ontology annotation, cellular component: nucleus. The transcript has 34 exons. NCBI's taxonomy places the organism in Eukaryota, Metazoa, Chordata, Mammalia, Rodentia, Heteromyidae.